GUGGCGGGUGAGGCGGCUCUGGUGCGCGUGACCGAGAUUUCGGUUCGGACCCGGUGGUUUGUAUAUAGGGAGGCGCAGUAAGAGAGGGCGCUACAGGUUGACAAUGGACACUUGGGCUCUCGUAGUCGCUCAUGGGCCUCCUUCUGCUCCUUGUUCAUGUGAAAGCGAGACUCGCCUGCUGCCAACUCCAGUCAGUCCCAGGAAGAGGACCCUCGCCCAGGCACACAGACACAAACUCAGCGAACGAGAGAGCGAGAGGACUUAGGGAUUGUGCUGUUGUUCUUCCACCUGGGUACACUCGCUCUCGAGCUCUUUUCUUCGUCGUUUUCUUCCUUCCCUCUCCUCCCUUUUCGCGCUCCCUGCAGAGCUCUGCUUCUCUCCGUAUCAGCGACAGGUCGUUUGCUGCCUUCGUCGGGCGUUUUCAUGCGUGAGAGAGAGAGAGAGAGGGAGGUGUGGUGGUGGAGGGUGUAAAGUACGUUGAAGUGGAAGAAGGGUUGCUUUCGUAGAAGGAACAGAUGCGAGACGAGGCUGUGGCGAUUUGAUCCAUCAGGACUGUGGCGGUCGAGGGAGUGUGUGGGGGCGAGGAAGAGAUAUGAGGGAAGAGAAUCAGUGACCUAACGGGAGGAAAGAAUCCCGACAAGGAUGCUCAUGAUCGACUGGAGGUCUGUGCCGUGCGGGUGCCCGUUUGGUUGUGAAGCAGGGCAGACGCUGGUUUUGACCCCGUCGCGGAGUUGUGCUUCUUGAUAUGCUUUCGAAGGCAAGCCCUUCUGAGUGCGAUCACUACGGACGAUAUUGCCUUACGGAAUUCGGGAUAUUUGGGCCACGUUUUCCCGCGGAGGCCCGAGGCCAAGUCUGUAUUAUAAGUGAAGGUAGAUGGAGGAGUUUUCUUGCUUCUCCUGAAUCUUCGAGGCUCAGCAUUUCUAGGGCUUUCGCCUAAUGAUUUCUGUCUCAACCGCUUCUCGACUGGGGAGUUCCAUGCAGAAAUUAGCUGCUAGGGCCAGGAUAUUACCUGCAGCUGCCUUCUUAGCUUGAGGAAAGAUGGCGGGAAUGGAAGUUGAUGAUGGUCCGACAAAAGUUGGGGGUAAGCGGGGCUUCUCUCGUUCCGGAAUUACUGGUAGGGGAUGGGUGGGGCAGCAGGUGUGUCGAUACUGGCAGGAAGGACGGUGUAUCCGAGGAGAAGACUGUCAAUGGGUUCACCCGGACGGCGCAGGGCCCACUGGACGUCCUCAUGCCAGUAAUGGCCUUGCCAAUAAGAGACCCAGUAACGUCAUUGACAACAGGGUUGAUAAUCGUUUAGAUAAUCGUGGAGGUUUUUCUGAUGGGGCAUCGGGAGGUUUUUCAAGUGGCAGCGGAGCGAGGCGUAAUCCUCCUUCUGCUAAAUGGGGCCGCCCCCACAGCAAGAACAAUCGAGCUGGAGGAAGAACGGCGCCAGAUGUUGGAAGGAGACCUCGAGAUAAAGUAUGCAGUUUCUGGUUGAAGGGCAAUUGUCAAAGAGGCGAUGAGUGCAACUAUCUUCAUGCUCAUACUGCAAAUUCGGACAUCAAUCUGAUCAAGCAAUUGGACGGCCAUGGAAAGACUGUACGAGCUAUAGAGUUGCCUCAUGGCUCCUCCCACCUUUACAGUGGGGGUCUUGAUCAGACACUCAGGGUUUGGGAUUGUAAUACUGGAGAGUGCACAAACGUUGUCCCCAUGGGUGGAGAUGUCGGAGCACUUUUAAGUGCAGCCACGUGGCUCUUUGUUGGUCUACCGAAUGAAGUGAAGAUAUGGGACAUGCAAACACAAGCUCAGCAAAGUUUGUCUGGACCUCAAGGAAUGGUUCACUCUUUAGCAGUCAGCGCAGACAUGCUUUUUGCCGGAAUUCAAGAUGGCAGUGUUUUGGCCUGGAAGUUCAGCACCAUUACAAACGCGUUUGAGCCGGCCGCUUCUUUACUUGGGCACAAUGGAGCGGUUAUAACGUUAAUGAUUCAUGGCAGCCAGCUUUUUUCAGGCUCUAUCGACAAGUCUAUCAAGGUCUGGGACUUAGGAACAGGACAGUGUGUUCAAACUCUUCAAGGUCAUACUCAUGUUGUGAUGCGACUACUUGUCUGGGACAAGUUUUUGCUAUCGUGUUCUCUCGACGGCACAGUAAGAGUUUGGGGUCCAAAUUCUGAGGGCUUCUUCGAAUCAAGAUAUACACACCCUGAAGACAAUGAUGUAGAAGUUAAUCCACGAAGCGUCGAGUUAGCUGGAGCAUUAACCAUGUGUGGCACGAUGGAUUCCUCUGGGAAACCAGUCUUGAUAUGUUCAUACAAUGACAAUACCGUUCACUUCUACGAUCUCCCAACGUUCUCAGAACGAGGAACCAUACAAACUCGUGAUGAGGUUCGUGCUAUGCAAGUAGGCCCGGGAGGUCUUGUAUUUUCUGGAGAGGGUAGUGGGGGUGUUAAGGUGUGGCGUUUUGCAGAUGCUGCGACUAGUUAAAUAAACUAGUGUGUCUCAAUGAAAACUUGUGAUGUUUAAGUACCGUUGGCAGUAGAAAGUACCACCUGAAAAGAAGAUGAAAAGAAGGUGAUGUGAAAAGAUGAAGGUGCAAUGUCGGCGUUCCGAACACUUUUCUGAGGAUCUAGAUUGUGAACUAGACGAGCCUCUCAUUUGGGGCCUUGUUUAUCAGUUCCCCUGUUGUUCAGCAUUAGAUAGGGGAAUAUUACGGCUGAAAGGAACUGCUGUCACUUCCGUAGAAAGUUAGUCAUGACCUUCUUGAAGCGUCUCUUGAACCUCUUGUAGGGAUCGGCUGAAGUUAGUACAAAGCUUCCACCUUGCCUGCAAGGAGACCUAAGGUCGAUGUAGGCUUUGUUAUUUCCCUCAUGGCUUAGCCCAAGUCCAGGGUUGGAAAGAGCGGCGGGGUCUUAUUUAAUUCGAAGGUCUUUUUACCAGUGACCUACUUCUCGCUUUUGCUUUUCCUGCUCUUUCAGAAGUCGAAAUACGAGGCACCGAUUUCCUUCAUCAGCGGUGAAAUCUCCGUUGUAUUUUUUUCAUCUCUAUUGAUUAUGUAAUUGAAUUAUGGAGCUAUCAGCGG
Messenger RNA from Marchantia polymorpha subsp. ruderalis, 3055 nucleotides. The record is from the annotation of a GenBank genome assembly. NCBI's taxonomy places the organism in Eukaryota, Viridiplantae, Streptophyta, Marchantiopsida, Marchantiales, Marchantiaceae.